Epinephelus lanceolatus (giant grouper) is the source of this 1527-nucleotide messenger RNA. It is a transcript of the gene slc2a3b, whose product is annotated as solute carrier family 2 member 3b. Gene Ontology annotation, biological process: response to insulin; dehydroascorbic acid transport. Gene Ontology annotation, molecular function: D-glucose transmembrane transporter activity. The record is from RefSeq and is a predicted model, not a curated record. Lineage: Eukaryota; Metazoa; Chordata; Actinopteri; Perciformes; Serranidae. Gene Ontology annotation, cellular component: apical plasma membrane; basolateral plasma membrane; plasma membrane.
AUGGAGCGCAUGCAAGACGAAAAGCCGAAGAAGAAGGUCACCGCUUACCUUCUCUACUGCGUUUCAACAGCAGUCAUCGGCUCACUACAGUUUGGCUACAACACUGGGGUCAUCAAUGCACCCGAGCAGAAACUGCGUAGUUUUUUCCAGAAUGUGUCUAUGAAGAGGUACGAGGAGCCUUUCAGCGAGGAUGCUGAAACCAUGGUGUGGAGCUUUGCUGUGGCCAUUUUCAGUGUAGGAGGCAUGAUCGGGUCUUUCUCUGUCGGAGCCAUGGUCAACAAAUUUGGCAGGCGUAAGUCCAUGCUGUUUAAUAAUAUCCUGGCUCUCAUUGGUGGGGGUCUGAUGGGACUGUCGGCUGUGAGUCAAUCUUUCGAGAUGGUCAUCAUUGGCCGGUUUGUCAUCGGCGUGUUCUGCGGUCUGUGCACGGGACUGACACCCAUGUACGUGGGCGAGAUCUCUCCCACUGCUGUCCGAGGAGCCUUCGGGACACUGCACCAGCUGGGUGUCGUUAUUGGCAUCCUGGUGGCACAGAUCUUCGGUCUUGAGGCUCUGCUCGGCUCAGACACUCUGUGGCCUCUGCUGCUGGCUCUGACCAUCCUGCCCGCCAUACUGCAGAGUGUCCUGCUUCUCUUCUGCCCCGAAAGCCCCCGCUACCUGCUCAUUGUCCUCAACCAGGAAGAGGACGCAAGAAAAGCCCUGGUGCGUCUUCGCGACUCUGGGGAUGUGAGUGAUGAUAUCCAGGAGAUGAAGGAGGAAGGGAUGAGGAUGAGCAUGGAGAAGAAAGUGACCAUCCUCGAACUCUUCCGCUCCCCAAACUACCGUCAACCAAUCAUCAUUGCUAUAGUCCUCCAGCUCUCUCAGCAGCUGUCUGGCAUCAACGCUGUGUUUUACUACUCCACAGGUAUAUUUAAAAAAGCUGGUGUUACCCAACCCAUCUACGCCACCAUAGGAGCUGGAGCUGUCAACACUGUCUUUACUGUUGUCUCUCUCUUCCUGGUUGAACGCGCUGGGCGAAGGACGCUGCACUUGAUUGGUCUGGCUGGAAUGGCUAUCUUUGCCCUCAUUAUGACCAUCUCCCUGUCUUUGGUGGCAACCACCCCGUCCAUGAGCUACCUGGCUAUCGUGGCUGUGUUCGGCUUUGUUGCCAGUUUUGAGAUGGGUCCAGGUCCCAUCCCCUGGUUCAUCGUGGCUGAGCUCUUCUCCCAGGGGCCUCGACCUGCUGCCAUGGCCGUCUCUGGGUUCUCCAACUGGACCGCCAACUUCCUGGUGGGGCUGGGUUUCCCUAAACUGGCGGAUCUUUGUGGUCCGUACGUCUUCAUCAUCUUCACGGUCCUCCUCAUCCUAUUCUUCAUCUUCACCUUCCUGCGAGUGCCUGAGACCAGAGGCAGGACCUUUGAUGACAUUGCACAGGGAUUCGCUGCCAGCGCAGGGAAGCCCUCCAUGGGGCCAGAGGCUGGCCUGACAGAAGGCAAAGAACCUGUCCCCACGUCUCCCACAGACAAGGUUCCCAUGGUGGAUCUUCCAUAG